This is a messenger RNA of Amoebophrya sp. A25, 5943 nucleotides long. NCBI's taxonomy places the organism in Eukaryota, Dinophyceae, Syndiniales, Amoebophryaceae. The record is from the annotation of a GenBank genome assembly.
AAGUUAGGAAGCACGUCACGCCGUUUGAGUGAUGAUGAAGUUGGUAAAGACGUGUCUGUAGAAAACGAGGACAAGAACCCUUUUGUAAGGAAGAGCAACCUCAUCAAUUUUUGUCAAGAUCCCUCGUGCCAUGAGCAGGAUCGCAAUAGCUGUUCUUGGAGGAAAGACUUGUCUAUCAAUGGAGAAUAUUACACGUUAAAUAUAUUUUUGAAAGAUCAGGUGGAUGAGUAUUGAUUUAUGAAAUCAAAAGUCGUUUACUCGUACUGCUGCCUUUUGUGGUUCUAGUUUAUCUAAUUGCUUUUUCUACAAAAAAGAACUCAUGUUGACACUCAGUAGUACAGUCAAAGAUUCGUCCACCAGUUAUGUAAUUUCUUGCCGGGUCCUAGCAUGUGAUGUCGCGCCACGAGAAUAUCGGAAGAAAUCGUGGCUCGGCUCCGCAAUGGAGCCGAGUUAUACCAGAAGAGCUUGGUGGGUCGGCCUCGGCCCCGAGCGCGCGGAAGCAGCAUCCAGAUCUGGAUAUGAGGGCGAAUGUCGGCGAACAACAAGCUAUCGAGGUUCAGGAGGAUCAGAGGGCCGAUCCGAUACCGAUACCUUCUAGUUGUAGCAAGGUAGGCAUUCACGAUGACGAGGAAUGUGGAGGAGGGGAAAGUGUAAAGGAUCGACCUAUUAUGCAGACGCACACGACACAGGAGAAUGAGAUGCGCGAAAGUGGUCCUGGUAUGGCCGCAGAAGCGUUGAACCUGCCGAGAUCUUCUUCAUCGGAGCUUGACGCUGCUGACCGUGGUCCUCCAAACGAAGCACGUGCUAGCACAGGAGUCAGUCGUGAUUCGGGCUCAUCUGUAGCGGCGUCUCCGGCUGUUAGGAUGAUGCCAAAGCUCACGAUGCCGAAGCUUGCCCAGCUUCCGUUACCUCAGGUCGGCGUUGCGCCUGGCGUUGCGGCAGGACUACCCGGCUCGUAUUCACGUCAUGAUUCGAAAUGUUUGAGUAAGUUGUAGUAUCCAGUCCUCCAAGUGUUGACGCUGAGAAGUACUGUCCUCGUGUCCAGCAGAUUGAUUUCCUAUGAUGAUGAUCGACUUAUUCGAUUGAUAAACAAUUUUACGAAUAACGUUCCAAUUUCGCCAGCGGAAGCCCUCAAUGGAGGACAGGAGCACAAUUCCUGUGGAUGGUGAUGUAAAUGUUCUUGCUUAAUCCUCGCUAUAGUUCUUCAUCGCCACCACUAUUUCAGAGCUAAGUCAUCGAGUCGUAGUGGACUGCAUGGUAGUGCGACAUCGUCACCGCGAUUCCGCGCACCGAAAUUGAAGCCCAUACAACGUCCAGCAAUCGGUUUACCCGCAGCUGCAGCGCCAACACCUUCGAUGCCCUCGUCCUCAGGUGGGGCCGCCCCGCCUCCAUCAAGCGCUGCAUCAAGUAGCAGCGCAAUGCAGAGUAGCAAUCAGCAAUGGACGCGCGCAAAGGUAUCGAUUUCGAGAGAUCGAUUGAGCGAAUUUGAUGCCACCGCAGCAGGUCUUCCGCCUUUUCUGGAUUCGAAUUCGGAGCAUCAGGUUCCCGUCGAGCUUGUUGAGACGAGUAGAGAAGGCUGUGUUAAAACUAGCAACAAUAGCACUAAUCAUAGAGGUCGUGUUCACAAUAAUCAAGACGAUGGGCUACCGCCUGCUGCUUCUCCCACGGUUUCCGAGGAGGAAGAGAAAAGGAAAGCUCCUGAUCACUCAACAUCGUGUGAACAUGUGGAUGUGGGAGAGCAACGAAGUCGCAUGAGUCGCGAUGCACCUGACAACCCUCAUGUCGCUUCCUUUCCCAGACCCCCAGACAGCAGAAAUGCUGCCGCCGAAGAUGCAGGCUCGACGAUGUCGUGUUCGCAGGAGGCUGCCCUCGCACAAGGCAGAAACAGGGCUGCACUACCCGCUGCAGCUGCAGGCGUUCCCGUUUUCCUAUAUUCGCAGGACGGGGGAGAGCAAGAGGAUAUUCCCACAACUACUAUGUCCGCGCCCUCUGCCUCCUCGAGCAAAGAAACCAAGAAUGGCACAACUGUGAAUGCAGACGAUCAUAUCGUAAAGACGAGCUCCACGACGACAUUGCAACCCGAUCCUACAGCGACCUCUGGGCCAUCUUCUGGAGGAGUAGCUGGUGGGACGAGCAGAAGAAGUGGGCGAGGAGAGCGGAAAACAUGGUACGACCAUAUGGUCGAACAACAACAAGCGGGGACGACGACUUCAACGUCAACCACGAAUAGUGCAGGAGGUAGACCUUCAGGAGGGUCUGCAUCAACGACAUUGGCGCAACGAAGUAGACCAGGGGAUGGUUCCCCAGUUAUGUCGAGAAGUGGGCCUCAACUGCAACUGCCGUCAUCUUCUGGUGCUGGGAGUGGAGGCGCAACAACACAGCUUCCGCUGAAUGGUACUAGUUUGCCAUCUUCAAGUAGCAGUAGUCCGCGACUGCUAACGUCAUCAUCGCCGCGUCCACCUGGCUCGGCCUCGGCACGUUCCAACCUGACUACCCCAGACGAUACGACUGAGCAUGCAGCACCAGCAACAGCGAAACGGGUCAAAUGUAGGAUCGGCGGUAGAGAAGACGCACGAGUUACUCCUAAUAUGUCUUCGUCGGAUUCCAAUGCUGCUGGCGGCACGACCACUACUUCAGCCGCAGCUCCUUCCACUUCAUCUUCCUCGCAGACCAAGAAGCUGACGCCAUGGCAAAAGGUUGCCAUGUACGGAGCUUAUUUCAUGAUCGCAACCGGAAAUACGAUAUACUUCAAGAAAAUGACCGACACUCUAGCGAACUACUCCUGGUUCACGACAAACAUAACGACCAUUAUUUUCAUCCCGUUCUUCUGCACAUUGACUUUCCUCGAAGACCUCGCAGAGAACAACGAAACACCGAAGCAAACGAUCCCAAAAAGCAAAACCGCUGUUAUGUUAAGGCUCAUGAAAAAGAGGACGAGCUGAUAGAUUUAGAUACUCAAAACAUUGACAUAUUUAUAAUUAGCUGAGUUUUACUUACAUUGAGAAAGUGGAAUCAGCCGACGGACCUCAACACAAGAAUACAGAUGGAAAAUUAUACUCGAUGAGUCUACUGUGAACCAGCACCAAGAGUGUCAACUGCAACGAAAGACUACUCACGAGUAUCAUUUCAAAAAGAUUACUCCCUAGCAUUUUUCAAGAGGGAACCAAGAAGAGUAACAACAUAGAUUAUCAUUAUAUAGGAUUCAGGGCUGCACGUGCACGGUGCCCCUCCCUGUGGUUUGGUCUGUGGUGGCGCGCGCGCGCACUUUUCCACGCUGAUUCUCGCGGGUGCUAGUGUUGGAAGGCGUCAAAACUUGGCGCGGGCCUUUCCUUGCGCCUCUCAGCGUGUUCCUGAGGGACCUCCUGGCCUCUCCUGACCCUCGCAGGCGGGAGGUCUCCGGGGUAAAAGGCCGCCGAAGGCGGCCACGGUCGCAAGGGCAAGCAAGCUCAUGACCAAGGGCCCGGAGGGUACAGGCUGCGCGGCUCAGGGGGUCCAGCCCCUCGCCUUUUGCCGCCUUCGGAGGCCCUCCACAGCCGGCGCGCUGCUGCGGCGGCGAAGCGUAUCGGAUGCACUUAGGGCACAGGCAGGCACCUGGGCGGGGGCGCAGGUGGUCCCUUGGGCCCCUUUUGAAGCCUCCCAACUACAUCGGAGGCCUGUAGGGAACAGCCAGGCAGCUGGAAGGGGCGAGCGGGGGGGGGGUCACCCGGCCCCCUUUUGAGGCCUUCCACCCCCGGCCGACGCCUUCAAAAGGGGCCCGGGGCUGGACGGUGCCCCCCCUACGGUAGGGGGGGACGCCGUCGCCCCGCGCCCUGGGACAUACAUAUCAAAAGAAAUCGAUUGAUGAAGUGCAUCCAUUUCCAUGCCUUUCGUCUAAAGAGAGGAUUACUCGACUCGUGUGCUGGAUUAGCGAUGGUUUUAGGCGGAGCAUAUACAGCUGGCGGAACGCAGGUGCUACUUAGUCAGGGAGCGAUUCCGGUAACCAUAGCGCUUUCGGUCUUGUUGCUGCGAAGAAGCUUUCACAUAUGCCAGUACGCUGGUGCAGGAAUCAUAGUUAGCGGAGUUGGUAUCGAAUAGAUCGAGGAUAGAGAUCAAUCGUAUUGAUGAUUUUCGAGGUUCUUUCUGCUCUUUCGCCGCGUCGAGCUAUCGAUACAACUUUACAUCGUUCUCAGACCAAUUUUUGGAAGAAUAUACAUGAAAACUAGAAUCAACUUUAUCCUCCCAGACGCAUACCUACAACGAUAACCACGAAUUAUAGUGAUAAGCAAGUUGAACGGGCAGACGCAUGAUGCAGUUGGGGACAAUCCGACUUUUAACGCUAUAUUUGCGUCUUCGAAUUUUCCGACUGCGCUGUCGACGAUCUACAAGGAGGUUGCCUUCCAAGAUAUUCCAGACCUUUCAGUAAACCUGAUCCAACUCUGGGUGGCAAUUUGGCAAGGGGUCUUUAACCUCGUCCUUUGUCCUGUGUACACUCUCAAAAUUCUCGGACCCAGGUACUUUCUUAUGUAGAUUCCAUGCUGUGUCCGCAAACACAUAGCCUUCCUUGCAUCUCGUGAAGCUGCAGCAAGAACCAAAGAUUGUGCUACGAUUAAUACAGGCCGAGUAACAUGAAGAAAUUCCGGACGCUCUAACAGAAGAACUUCUACUUUAGAUACUGCUUGAAACUCCAUAUCCAGCCAAAUCGCAUUAGACGAUAUGCUGCCGAGUUUCGUGAAUGGCGCGAAGUGCUAUUGGGGCAUUGACACCUUGAUUCACGACUGCGACGAUGGGACGUUUCCGAGGAUGCAAGGGGUGCUUUUUCUUUUGUUCUAAUUAGACACUAUCACUAUCUAUUCAUUGAAGAAAGACAGAUUCGAAUUUUGCCAUCAUCAACGUUAUUGUUAUUCGCACGACUGAUCUAGUAUCAUUCAAGGUAGAGCACCACGAAAGCCACGAUAUAAAAUACACGGAAUAACGAGAAACUUGCUAUUCCCAGGUGCGACCAUGCGACUACUGCGAGAAUGCGUUCCGCAACACCAACACGUAUGUCACGUUCAAUAUCCUGUACAACAUACUGUGUAUGUGUCUUGUGAAAUACGGAACUGCAAGCUUCUACUUUGUCAUCAACGCAGUGCGACUGCCGAUGACGACGAUGCUCUUCGCUAGUCCCCUAAUAAUGGGUGCCACAGCUGUGCCCAUGGGUUUGACUGACUGGUGAUAUUUUUUUUCAAUUAGUUCAAGCACAAGCAGGGUUUAGUAGUUUAUUUUCCAAUCUGUAUUUUUAUUUUCACUCAACGUCGACUUCACCAACAACCAAGAUACAACGACCAAGAAAAGCUGUGAUAAGAGGCAGAAGUGAAGCAAGUGCACAGCUAGGAGUAGAAGCGUGCAGUUUCAUACGUUUUUGCAUCGUCCAGUAGAGGUGCUGCAUAGUAGUAGGUACAACACAAUUAUGCGGCUGCCCAUGCUGUACUACUACUUAACAUCAGGUUUGCGCUGUUCGUUGUCCUUUUUGGGCUGGUUGUUUACAAGUACGGUUCCCGCCUGAAGAAGAGGUUAGACCGCGCCCGACUGAAUGUGCUGCAGGAUUUAGAGCGACCGCUUUUGCCCGGCCGAGGCCCGCACCAGGGCACGACUGCAGGAGGAGCGCGCGAAGGAGACAGUCUCGCUUCACUGCCUGAGGAUUCGGAGGACAGCCUGCGACGUGCCUUUGGCGGUUUUGUUGGUCCGAAUAUCCAGGUUUUUGAUCCCGCAAGCUUUGAGAAAGACUUUGCUCCACAGUGGAUGAAAACUCCCAUACAGAUCCGCGCCGGCUAUAUCCAGAAACUGGGCCUUCUGCCACCGGGCAAACCUAGUCCGAUAAACAGCCCAAAAAAUCCAGACGCUGCACCAGCAGCGGGGACACCUGCGGCUGGCAAGGGUGCCAUUACUUUUGACCUUACGGGUGUCGAAAGAGUCUCGCCCUGA